AUGGCCAGACUGGCUUAUAAAGUUGACUUUAAGAGAGGUUUGCCUGUUCCUUUGAUCUUUCAUAGUAUGACUAUUCCCAUCAACAGGAAUCUUGCACUGGUGGCAAGAACUCAAUAUGCGUCUCCAGUGGUGGUGUACCCCCCUCCAAGAGUCGGAAAAUGCGCACUUGACAACGGAGUCAAUAUUACGAGAUGGGAAGUACGUAUAUCUGGAUCGGACACACUCCAGUAUUCCUCAGGGAACAAUAACAAGAUAUCUAAUAAAAAGCCCGAAGUUGAUACCGAAUAUCUAAGAAGAAAGGCCAAUUUGGGUUCAAUGGUGCAAAUAUUGCAGGUAAAAGUUCCAAAAAUGUUAAACAAGCUGCCCCCAAAGGAAAUUAUCUCUAAAAAUAUCACACUAAGAGUUUUACCUAAUCAAUUUCCUAAUUUACCACAAUUUAAAGGCUAUCUAUUAUAUUCCACAGCUCUGAAAGCAAUCCAAAAACUCCUUUCCAUGUUUUAUUUGAAUCCAGAUUCUGAAAUUCAUGUGACAAAUAUCAAAAUAAUAGAACCGACAAACUCUAUGUCUUCCGAUGAACUCAUUAACUUGUCAAUUGAUAACACUUUAUUAGAAAAUGAAAAGUUGGAGAACAUUCCUAAUCAGGAUGCUUCCAAGUAUACUACGAAAAUAAAGGUUAAAUGGAGAACUUGUCUUUCCGGUUGUCAACAUCUAAGAGAUAAAAAAACCAGAGAUGCCAAAUUUGGUAGUUACAGCCUCGACAAUUUCGACUGGACCAAAUUUUUGAAGUCUCCAAAUCCAUUGGAGACAGUUUCCUUAUUAGAGGCAAAGAAAACCUUAGAGGGAUUUGCCAAGUCUUUGGACCCAUCAGGAAAUAACAAUGAAAAUGUGGGACGCGUACUCACUGGGGUUUUCAUUUUUGAGCUAGAUGCUAAGAAUGAGAAAAUUACAGUAAUGACAAUUGAUAACAUGGAAAUCUUAGAGAGUGAAGAAAUGAAUUAUAGUGAUAACAUCCUAGCGGCAUAA
Pichia kudriavzevii is the source of this 1023-nucleotide messenger RNA. RefSeq lists its product as uncharacterized. Lineage: Eukaryota; Fungi; Ascomycota; Pichiomycetes; Pichiales; Pichiaceae. Bases 1 to 1023 code for a protein of 340 amino acids. The record is from RefSeq and is a predicted model, not a curated record. The transcript has a single exon.